AUGGAUCCCUACAUAUAUUCACUACGAUUCCCAUCAAAUAAAGAUGAUCAACGACGAUUAUCUAUUGUUAAAAAUGGAUAUAUGACAUCAGUUGGAUCAAAUAUUAAACGAACUGAACAUAUAGAACAUGUGAAGAUUACAAAAUCAGAUGAAUUAAUUGAAUUGAAAACUCGUUUUCAUCGAGUUCUUAUUGGUUCCAUACAGUCAAUAGUUCAACCUUAUAUUCAUCAUUUAAUUGUUGAACGUCGUUUAAUUGAUAAACAAGAAAUAUCUUCUCUUGCUCAUCUUCGUUGUUUUCAAGUUUUGUUUUGUAUGGAUGGUAGUAGUGAUAACAAGUUACGUUUUUGGUCUGAAUUAAUCGAUUUUUUGGCAAAAUAUGCGUAUGGACAAUCUAAUGGAAUACUAAGUCCAGUUAUUUUAUAUACAAAAUUAUACCAAAAACUGAAUAAAGAAUAA
Molecule: messenger RNA, 456 nt
Organism: Rotaria sordida
Lineage: Eukaryota; Metazoa; Rotifera; Eurotatoria; Philodinida; Philodinidae
Source: the annotation of a GenBank genome assembly